AUGCCUUUUAAGGAAGGAAAGUUGCCUGUCAAGUAUUUGGGGGUUCCUCUGGUUUCGGCUAAGCUUGGUUACAAUGACUGUCGAGUGCUAGUGGAGAGAUUAGAAAAACGUAUCAUGCACUGGAGAAAUAAGCUUUUAUCGUUCGCGGGAAGACUUCAGCUUACUAAUUCUGUACUAUCUUCGAUGCAUAUUUAUUGGUCCUCGGUUUUUAUCUUGCCGGUUCGGAUUAUCAAGGACCUUGAAGCUAAAAUGAGAAACUUUCUAUGGUCUCAAGAGUCUGCAUUCAGUAAAGGUAAUGGUGCUACUACUUCAGCUUGGUAUGAUAACUGGACCGUCUUGGGGCCUUUGGCCGAUUUUCUUUCGGCUAGAGUUAUCACUGAUGCUGAUUUUAGGUUGGAGGAUUCGGUUACUGAUGUGUAUUCGAAUGGUGGUUGGAGAUGGCCUUUGGCUUGGAGGGAUUUAUUCCCUGUUCUUAUUCAGAUUGAUCAAGUUCUAUUGGAUCCUUUGAAAAAUGAUAGGCUGCUAUGGAAGGAUGGUAAUGAGCUUAAUGGGUUUUCGUCUUCUGGGGUUUGGCACUCGUUGCGUCAUAGGGAGCCGGAAGUUGAUUGGUGCAAUAUUGUGUGGUGUGGACGCAAAUUCGGGAUCGGGGGGGGGGGGGGGAUGAACUCGGUCAGCCCGAAAUGGUCUGAGAUUGUUGAAUGGCUUUGUGCUCGUAGUCAUCAUAAGAGGGCUGAUAUUUAUGUUGCUAAGCUUCUCGUUGCGGCUACUGCAUAUAAUAUUUGGCAAGAGAGGAAUGCAACGUUGUUUAAAAAUCAAUUGAGACCUCCUGAGACGGUUAGUGAUGUUAUUAUCAAAACAGUGCGAUACAAGUUGAUGGGAGCAAAGUUGAAGGAUACCGUGAGGGUGCGAAAGAUUCUUGAAGAAUGGGAGAUCCAUGCGGAUGAAAAAGGCGAUGAUGGGGGCUGA
Molecule: messenger RNA, 966 nt
Organism: Helianthus annuus (common sunflower)
Lineage: Eukaryota; Viridiplantae; Streptophyta; Magnoliopsida; Asterales; Asteraceae
Exons: 3
Coding region: 1-966 (321 amino acids)
Source: RefSeq, a predicted model, not a curated record